UGGGGCCGGUAACACACAUUUACAAAUGUAUGAACCUUUUUAGUGCUCAUUCCAACAGCAAAAUACCUUAAAAUAUACAUACGUCCACAUGGCGGGAGAUCUACAUCAAAAUCUAAGUAUCCAUAUCAAAAUAAACGUGUGUGGAGUAACAAAGUUUAAUAGAUUCAUUUCUGUUGUUCAGAAGAGGAAUUUUUAUGUUAACUAAACAAUGAGGGAACUUUCCUGUGCAGCCAAGAAGCAGAGCGACUCUUAAAAAUGUUGCCAGUCACUUUUUUUCGUUUUCUUCAUCUUUUGCAGCACCUUAAAAAACGGUAAUUUACUUCUCAAACAUUUUUUAAAUGUCCCAUUUAAAAGUGAAAGAGUUUAAUUUGUUUCAGCUAAAGAGUAAAAUGUUACAACAGAGUAUUAGGGCCACCAAAAAAAAGAAGUUAUAUUACGAGUGUUAAGUCAUAAAUUUACGAGUUUAAAUCUCAUAAAUCUACAAGUUAUUAAGUAAAGUGACCGAACUCCUGUAAGUGAAUGUCAUUUGCAGCAGCAGGCCAACUUUUCAGGUAUUUGGAAGCUCUUUUGUUUGAUUUGCAGUUAAUUAAUGUAUCAUUAACUGAUGGGUCACUGCAGGAUUUAUUUUUUUAAUAUAAAAUUUGAUACAUGGAUCAUUUAUUAAAUCCUUGAUAACUGUUGUUAGAACACACUGCAAAGCUUUGGCAAGGAGAAGGUGCUUCCAUCACCCCCGCACCCCACCCUGGUUCUUCACCAGCGCUCUCCAUCCUGCGGACUGCAGGUUAAAACUUGUUCGUACUUGCUAGCGCAUGUCACUUACGUCAAAAGAUAUGCUGCUGCAAAAUGUUUGUUUGAUAUGUUUUCAAGUUUGUGUGCUGAGUUUGUAAACAUCGGAAAAAUCCCAUGGCUCUGUGGUGGCUGAGCUAUUUACUGUAGCGCACAAUCUUUAGUAAAUAACUAAUAUGAAAUUGUUGUUUUCCUAUCUACUCGUCACACCCACAAAAAAAAUAAAAAGAGCAGAUAAAUCACUUAAGAGAACUAAUACGAGACAAUAAAAAAAACGCAAAUGAGACAAGUGAGUACGAAGGAUAAAAAAAAAAAAUAAUAAUUAUAAUAAUUGAAACAUAAGGGUGAAAGAGCCUUUGCAGUAGUAGCUCCAUCUCUCUGGAACUCCCUUCCUCCCAGACUCAGUGUUUUCUUUCAAAAAGCAGCUGAAAACUUAUUUUUAAAAUAGAUUUUUCUUAACUUUGUUUUUAUAUUACUUUUUUACUCUGUAAUUUAUUUUUCAGCCCUUUUUGGUUUUAUCUUAAAAGGUGCAGUAUAAGUAAAGAUUGUUAUUAUAUUAUUAUAAAGGCAUUCAGUGCACAAGGAGGUAAACUAGAACAGGAGCUGCUGGAGAAAAGGCAUCAUGCAUAAUGAAUUGGUAUGAAGUUGAGAGAAAUUGUAGAUUUAUAAAUGCAGCUGACUGGUGAAGCUAAUCGCAGAUUUGAGGAAAGUUGCACAAGUGCAGAUGGUAUAAAACUGAUCAGCAUAAAAAAAAAAUCACAUCAUUGACUUGUGUGGUCUAUGAAGUUCUAUCAACAGAAACUGUUCAUAUGUGGCCCAAAUAAACAUCUGUGAAUUUCGCCUGGAAUUGUUUUUGGUGACUUCAAUCAAAAAUGUGUUGAUUAGUUUGUUGACUACAUUUAUUCUUGUUUUCUUUUUUUUUACUUGUUUUGUUUUAUGAAAUUACACCUAAAACCUCAAUUCUGUGUUGUGAAAACAGUUUGUUAAACAUCCACAGCAAAAUUAAUCUCUGGAACCUAGAGCUUUAGGCUCUAGGUUCCAGAGGGUUAAACUUUGGUAUGGGGGCGAGACAGGACAGGAUUACUGUAUGUGGGAGUGUCUGGUAGAAACAAAAUGUAAGCGUGACAAGGUGAACACUCCAAUGUACGAGCAAACCUGAUACAAAAAGAGGAUCAACGACUGACUAUGUUUUUCAUCGUGAUUCACUAUGUGUUGGUCGCCAUAAACAUUGCAAGCAGUGAGAUACACUCUCUGCUGCACACCUGCACAGUCUUCUCCGAACCUGUGAACCUGACAGGCAUCCAUGAAUUCACUGCUAUUGGUCUGCUGGACAACAGAAUGAUCUACUACUAUGACAGCACUGAGCAAAAGAAAAUUCCCAAACAGAAGUGGAUGAAGGAGAUACUCGAACAGGAAUACUGGGAUAAAGGUACAGAGUACGAGAAGGGAGAAGAGAAGCGAUUCGAAACCCUGAUCAGACAAUGGACAUCAAGUCUCAAAGGCAUUCAUGUUCUUCAGUGGUUAUAUGGCUGUUUCGCUGAAGAGGAUAAAAAUGGUACCCUCCAGUUUAAGCGUGUCUUAGACAUGUACAAUUUUGACGGAAAUGUAAUCCAGGCUGGAACACUCCUCCAUGUGACAGUGCCUUAUGACAUGAAGGAGUGCAUGGACAUGAUAAAAACAUUCCUUAAUUAUUCAACAUCAGAGCUCAUAAAUGCCUCCAUUACCGAACCACCUGAAGUGUUCAUGUUUGCAACACGAGCUAAAGAAAAAACAAACAUUGUGCUGACCUGCGUAGCCACAGGCUUUUAUCCAAAGAAUAUUACUAUGGAGAUCAAGAGAAACGGCCGUGUUCUAACAGCAGAUGAUGGGCUGCUUUCAACCGGGGUUCGCCCAAAUGACGAUGACACUCUACAAAGACGAGACCAUGUGGAGAUUCUGAGGACAGACUCUGCAAAUUACACUUGCAGAAUCACCCACAAAAUAAUCAGUAUAUAUGUUGAGAAGACCUGGGAUCGACAACUUCCUUUAAAUGAUGAUGCAGGAGGAGCUAUUACUAUUGGCGCUGUUGUUGUUGGAGUCGUCUUGUUUGUGCUUGUGUUUGUCACGGGGAUUGUGUUGCUCAUGAGAAAUCGUAAGCACAGAAUGUUUCAUCUCAUUUCUCUUAAAACUGUAUUAGAUCAACUUGCACUUGAUGAUCUUAAUCUUUAAAUAUACAACAUGAUGUACAUUUAUCAGAACAGCAUUUUCUACGUUUGGUUUAUGCUUUACAAACUCUGACUUUCUUUUGUAUGAAGUUUGCUUUUCUGUAGGAACUUCACAAGAAAAUCCUUCUGUUUCUUCAACUCCUGCCAUAACUGCAGGUUCAGAAAAUAUUCCAUUGAUCAACCUCCCAAGAGCGGUGUCAUCCCCGAGGGGAAUUCUUAACCAAAGAACACCAAACCCCUCAUUAAGAAGAUCAAUGUCUGACCCCACGAAGAAGACCAGCAAGAACGAGAAAUUUUAUUCCAGCAUUUAGCAGUCUAAAGAUUAGGGAAGUGUUUAGUUAAAGUUAAAACAGUAAAGAAAACAAACAUUUAAUGUUAGUUAAAAAUAAUUGUUUUAUUUUUUAACAUGUUUUUUAUUACUGCAUACAUUUUUUAAAUGGCUGUCACAAAGUAUUUAAUAUAUUUGUUUAUAUGUCUAGUGUGUAUAAUGUUUAUAAGUG
Molecule: messenger RNA, 3490 nt
Organism: Oryzias melastigma (Indian medaka)
Lineage: Eukaryota; Metazoa; Chordata; Actinopteri; Beloniformes; Adrianichthyidae
Product: H-2 class I histocompatibility antigen, L-D alpha chain-like
Exons: 9
Coding region: 1972-2994 (340 amino acids)
Biological process (GO): immune response
Cellular component (GO): external side of plasma membrane
Source: RefSeq, a predicted model, not a curated record